This is a messenger RNA of Dictyostelium purpureum, 2142 nucleotides long. RefSeq lists its product as uncharacterized. The transcript has 2 exons. The record is from RefSeq and is a predicted model, not a curated record. Bases 1 to 2142 code for a protein of 713 amino acids. Gene Ontology annotation, molecular function: zinc ion binding; protein binding. Lineage: Eukaryota; Evosea; Eumycetozoa; Dictyosteliales; Dictyosteliaceae.
AUGUGUAAAUUAAUGAAGGCUAUCAAGUGUCCAGUUUGUGUCGGUAUUAUAAAACAACCUCAAAAAAUAAAACCUUGCAAACAUAGGGUCUGUCUUGAGUGCAUUCAAAGCGCAAUAAAACACAGUUUAGAUCCGAGUGCCACAAAAUGCCCAGUAUGUGUCCAAAUUAUUAAAAGUUUCUCCUUGGAUGAGUUUUUAAAUGAUGUAGUAGAAGAAUAUAUAAGUAAUUUAAAAUCACAACAUCCAUGCCAAUUCCACCCCGAUGAAACUUACUCUCUAUUAUGUCUCUGUAACAAUACACCGGUCUGCAAGAAAUGCAUAGUUGAACAACACAGUGGUCAUUCCAUGGUAGAUGCAGAGGGCUCAGAGGAGAUCAAAGAAAGCAUUAAGAAAAGGGUCGAAGCCGUAAAGAAGGAUUUUAAACUGGACCCAGAAAUAUUCAAAGAGGUGCUAGACAGUUUAGCGGAGUGUAAAGAGAAGUGGGAAAAAUCAAAACUAAAUGGUCAACUAAAAACACAAAUGGUAUAUGCCGAUUUUCACAAAUUCCUCCAGAUAAAGGAGUUUGGUGACAAGAAAAAUAUUGAUGAGGCAAAUUCAAUUAUUAAGUAUGAGUUCGACGAUUUUAUUAAAAAAACUGAUCAAAAGAAAAAAGAUAUUGAGUUAUUUGCCAAAUUAGAAUCAUCGGAUAUUAAAAAAGAUAUAUAUGGCUCAAUUUUAUUAGUAAAAAGUAUUCAAGAUAUUGACACAUUAAUAAAUGAUGGCAAAAAACAAAUUUCAUCAUUUCCAGAGCACGCAAAUAAACUCCAUUUCAACCAAGAAAUCUUACAAAAAAUCAAAUCUUUAUCUAAAUAUUUGUUUGUACCAUACUAUUGUAGCUGUGAUAGCAUCGAAACUGAUUGUCAAUGUUAUCAAGAAUACUGGAACAGUCCCAGUUUUUCAAAUUCACAAUUUGGUAAGGAGUUGAUUCUUCUCUUAAAUCCUCCUCCACUAUCCCUCAAUACAUCCCUUUCCUCUUCAUCGUCAUCUACAAAUAGUUACCAACCACUCUCAAUUGCCAUAUAUAAAUCAAUGCUUGAAAACACUCCAAGAGGCCCAACUUCUUCAGCUAAGCCACAAGAGGGUUUAUCUCCAUCAGAUUUCAAACAACCAGUUCAAAAAGAAGAUAAAGUAAACAAAAAACAAGAUUUUAUACCAAAUACAAUUCCAAAAAUUAGAUGCUUGUAUUUCUUAUGUGGUAUGGAGGACAAGUUACAUUUAUCUCGUUGUAUUAAAUAUUACCCAAUUCGAGACGAAUGGGCUUUCAUGCCACCCACAAAACAUAAAAGAGCAUGUGUUACAGAUGCCACUAUAGUUGCCAAACAUUAUAUAUACGUAUUCGGCGGUAACGAUUCACUCGAAUCUUAUGAAAAGUUCAAUAUUACAACUGGUCGUUGGGAAAAUGGUGGUAAUAUUCCAUCAGGUGGUGGCUCAUCAAUGUCCGCAGCUUAUGAUGGCCAAGAUUCAAUUUAUUUAGUUGGUGGUGUCAAAUUUAAUGUUACUUCAGAUAGAAUUGAUAGAUGUAUAAUCAACCAUGGUGCAACUGGCAAAGAACCAACCCUCCAAUUCCAAUUGGUUACCAAAAUGAAGUUCCCAAGAUACUAUUGCUUCACAUUAGUCCACGAUAAACAACUCUUUAUUAUUGGCGGUACCAAUAAAACCAGAGAUGAUUCAUAUUUUACCGUUAUUAACAACAUCGAAGUCCUCAGUUUUGAAACCAAAAAAACCACCAUGUUUGUAGAUUAUCUCGAUGAUCACGACAACAGAGUUGAAGGUAUUGCUUUUGAUGGUGUUUACAUCUACAUCAUGACCAUCGAACACUUUUACACCUUAAAUAUCCAUACUAAAUUAAAGGGUAAAUAUUUAGAAUACCCCCCAAUAGAGAACAUGAGAUUUGGGUACUCUUUGAUCAUCGGCACUGACAGUAAUUCAGAUUCUGUUAUCUACCUUAUUGGUGAUAGAGGAUCAAAUCAUUAUUAUUAUAAAAUUAAAGAAAACAAAUGGUAUACACAACAAUCAAGAAGACCAAUCGCCUCUUAUUUCCAUGGAUGUGGAAUCGAAUAUGAGGAAAUCAAGAACCAGGGGGCGGUAGCCACAGGGAAGUAA